CUAAACUUGAUGCAUUUCUCGCUCUUUGCGGCUUUCGCAUGAUUUUACACCACGAUGGAUUCGAUACCGAGAACGCAUAAAGAUAUUGAAGCUCAGAUACGAGAAAUACAGUCAAAAAAGAAGGAGAUUUUGAAUACAGUUGCUGAAAAAGAACAAGUUGCUCUAGGAAAAACUGGAUUUUAUGAUCAGGAUAUUUAUGAUGGCAGUAAUAAUAAGUUUGAUGGCUAUGUUACAUCAAUUGCAGCCAAUGAUGAGAUUGAGGAUUAUGAUCCAUUUGCGGACAGACGACUACCCACCAUAACUGAUAGGGAGGAAAAGGAUUUUGAUCCAUUUGCAGAUAGACGAAGACCUACUAUAGCUGAUAGAGAAGAUGAAUAUAGACAGAAAAGACGAAGGAUGAUUAUCUCUCCUGAACGUGUUGAUCCUUUUGCUGAAGGUGGUAAGACACCUGAUGUUGGUUCCAGAACUUAUACUGAAAUUAUGCGAGAACAAAUGCUCAAAGGUGAAGAGACUGAGCUGAGAAAGAGAUUAGCAGAAAAAGCUAAAGAUGGUACUUUGAAAGCCAAUGGUGAACCUAAACCAGCACCCAAAAAAAGAGGUCGUUGGGAUCAAACUGAUGAUACCCCGGUGCAGAGAAAGUUAUCUGGUACUUCGGCAACACCUACAUCUUGGGAUAAUGCAGAUGUAACACCAGCUGCUAUUAGAUGGGAUGAAACUCCAGGCCAUGGUAAAGGAGCAGAGACUCCUGGUGCCACUCCUGGAGUUAGUACGAGAAUGUGGGAUGCUACACCAGCUCAUGCAACACCAGGAGCUGUAACUCCAGGCAGAGAGACACCCUCUCAUGAAAAGCCAGUCUCAAGCAGACGAAAUCGUUGGGAUGAAACUCCAAAAACUGAACGAGAAACUCCCGGACAUAGUAGUGGUUGGGCAGAGACUCCGAGGACCGAUCGUGUGGCCGGUGACUUGAUACAAGAAACUCCGACGCCUUCAGCAAGCAAACGACGAAGUAGAUGGGACGAAACACCGUCGAAUCAAACGCCGGGUUCGAUGACACCGCAAACACCGGCAACGCCACUCACAACUCCUCAUCAAACGUCUAUUUUGACACCCAACGCAGUUACGCCAACUGGACCGAAAGCAAUGGGUUUGGCUACUCCUACACCAGGACACUUGAUGUCUAUGACGCCUGAGCAGUUACAAGCUUACCGUUGGGAACGUGAAAUAGACGAACGAAAUAGACCGUUAUCCGAUGACGAGUUAGAUGCUUUAUUUCCACCCGGAUACAAGAUCCUUCAACCACCGGCAGGAUAUGUGCCUAUUCGUACACCUGCUAGGAAGCUCACCGCGACACCCACACCUAUCGCCGGCACGCCUCAGGGUUUCUUUAUUCAAACCGAGGACAAGAAUGCCAAAUACGUGGAUAAUCAACCAAAGGGUAACUUGCCAUUCAUGAAGCCGGAAGACGCGCAGUAUUUCGACAAGCUUUUGGUAGACGUGGACGAAGAGUCGCUCAGCCCCGAAGAGCAGAAAGAGCGGAAAAUCAUGAAGCUGUUGCUGAAAAUUAAAAACGGUACACCUCCGAUGCGUAAAGCUGCUCUAAGACAAAUUACCGACAAAGCGAGAGAAUUUGGCGCUGGUCCGCUUUUCAAUCAAAUCCUACCACUUCUCAUGUCACCCACUCUCGAGGACCAGGAACGUCAUUUGCUCGUGAAAGUUAUCGAUCGCAUUCUUUAUAAACUCGAUGACCUGGUGCGGCCAUAUGUGCACAAGAUUCUAGUUGUUAUCGAGCCUUUAUUGAUCGAUGAAGACUACUAUGCCCGUGUCGAAGGCCGAGAAAUCAUUUCCAAUUUAGCCAAAGCUGCAGGAUUGGCGACGAUGAUCUCUACAAUGAGACCCGACAUCGAUAACAUCGACGAAUAUGUACGCAACACGACGGCCAGAGCGUUCGCUGUUGUGGCAUCGGCUCUUGGAAUCCCAUCGUUACUUCCGUUCUUAAAAGCCGUUUGUCGCAGUAAGAAAUCCUGGCAAGCGAGACACACUGGCAUCAAAAUCGUGCAACAAAUAGCUAUCCUCAUGGGCUGCGCUAUCUUACCACAUUUGAAGAGCUUGGUGGAGAUUAUUGAACAUGGUUUGGUGGAUGAACAACAAAAAGUACGAACCAUCACUGCGUUAGCCAUUGCGGCGUUAGCUGAAGCUGCGACGCCGUAUGGUAUCGAAAGUUUCGACUCCGUAUUGAAACCUCUAUGGAAAGGUAUUCGCACACAUAGAGGUAAAGGUCUAGCAGCGUUCUUAAAAGCUAUCGGUUAUCUGAUCCCACUCAUGGACGCGGAGUAUGCAAAUUAUUACACUAGAGAAGUAAUGCUUAUCCUUAUACGUGAAUUCCAGUCACCGGAUGAAGAAAUGAAAAAGAUCGUAUUAAAGGUAGUAAAACAAUGUUGCGGAACAGAUGGUGUGGAGGCGCAAUAUAUAAAAGAUGAAAUUUUACCUCACUUUUUUAAACACUUUUGGAAUCACCGUAUGGCAUUGGAUCGUAGAAAUUACAGACAGCUUGUAGAUACUACUGUGGAAAUAGCUAACAAAGUGGGCGCUUCAGAGAUCAUUAACAGAGUAGUGGAUGAUUUGAAAGAUGAAAAUGAACAGUAUAGAAAAAUGGUAAUGGAGACUAUCGAGAAGAUAAUGGGUAAUUUGGGAGCGGCAGAUGUCGAUUCCCGUUUGGAAGAGCAGCUCAUUGACGGCAUUUUGUACGCCUUCCAGGAACAAACUACCGAGGAUGUUGUCAUGCUCAAUGGUUUUGGUACGAUCGUGAACACAUUAGGUAAAAGAGUGAAGGCAUAUCUUCCACAGAUUUGUGGUACGAUAUUAUGGAGGUUGAAUAACAAGUCUGCAAAAGUCAGACAGCAAGCUGCAGAUCUUAUUUCACGUAUCGCUGUGGUUAUGAAGACUUGUCAAGAAGAAAAACUAAUGGGACAUUUAGGAGUCGUCUUAUAUGAGUAUCUAGGCGAAGAAUAUCCAGAGGUAUUAGGUAGUAUUUUAGGAGCCUUGAAAGCCAUUGUAAAUGUCAUAGGAAUGACGAAGAUGACACCACCCAUCAAGGAUUUAUUACCGAGGCUGACACCAAUUUUAAAGAACAGACACGAAAAGGUGCAAGAAAACUGUAUCGACUUAGUAGGCAGAAUCGCAGAUCGAGGUCCUGAGUACGUUUCUGCUCGAGAAUGGAUGAGGAUAUGCUUUGAAUUAUUGGAACUAUUGAAGGCACAUAAAAAAGCUAUCAGAAGAGCAACAGUAAAUACCUUUGGUUAUAUUGCCAAAGCCAUUGGGCCGCAUGACGUCUUGGCAACACUUUUAAACAACUUAAAAGUCCAAGAACGUCAGAAUCGCGUUUGCACCACAGUCGCUAUUGCCAUCGUUGCUGAAACUUGUAGUCCUUUUACUGUUUUACCCGCAUUGAUGAACGAAUAUAGGGUACCUGAGCUAAAUGUACAAAACGGGGUGUUGAAAUCUUUGUCGUUCUUAUUCGAAUAUAUCGGCGAGAUGGGCAAAGAUUAUAUUUACGCUGUUAGUCCAUUGUUGGAAGAUGCUCUUAUGGACAGGGACUUGGUACACAGGCAGACCGCAUGCGCUGCCAUUAAACACAUGGCAUUGGGUGUUUACGGUUUUGGAUGUGAAGAUGCAUUAAUACAUCUACUAAAUCACGUAUGGCCCAAUGUUUUCGAAACUUCACCGCAUUUGGUACAAGCGUUUAUGGAUGCCGUGGACGGAUUGCGUGUUGCACUCGGACCAAUCAAGAUUUUGCAGUAUACACUGCAAGGAUUGUUUCAUCCGGCUCGCAAAGUACGUGAUGUCUACUGGAAGAUUUAUAAUUCCCUCUACAUCGGUGGUCAGGAUGCUCUCGUGGCUGGUUAUCCUCGUAUUAUGAACGAUCCAAAGAACCAAUAUUUAAGAUACGAAUUGGACUAUGUACUGUAAUACAAAACUAGCAGCUAUGAGGCGCAGUUCAUAAAUUUCUAAUGCUCCACAUUGGAAACUUGUGCUACGCAAGAUUCAGUUUUGCAGCAUCUCCAAGUUCUUUGAAAAUGUUCAAAAUAAAAACCGGAGUUUUGAAGGAAUUCAUUAAUCUGAUAUAUAAAUGGAGUGAAUUUCUGAAUAUAGACAUGUUAUGGUGCUCUUGUAAACGUUGUCAGUUGUGAUAUAAAUUUUGGAGAGAUGGAGAUGUGUAUCAAGAAUUAAG
Molecule: messenger RNA, 4228 nt
Organism: Harpegnathos saltator (Jerdon's jumping ant)
Lineage: Eukaryota; Metazoa; Arthropoda; Insecta; Hymenoptera; Formicidae
Gene: Sf3b1
Product: splicing factor 3B subunit 1
Exons: 19
Coding region: 55-3966 (1303 amino acids)
Biological process (GO): spliceosomal complex assembly
Molecular function (GO): mRNA binding
Source: RefSeq, a predicted model, not a curated record